AUUUCAGUUUUCCUAUUGUCAGACAGAUGUUUUGGGUACUACAUUCAUGGGCGAUCUGUGCAUGGCCAUUCAGAUACAAAUAUGGAAGAGAUGAAUAUGAACCUAAAAAGGGAAGCAGAAAAUCUGUGUAGCCAAAGAGGCUUGUUACCAAAUACAGAUGGUCAGACAUUUCAGAUUUCCAUUUCAAGCAAAAUGAGGCAGCAAUAUGACAAGAUUCAUGAAUCAUUGACAAGGAAACAUGGUCCCGUUAGGCUUCUGAAUUCUUCUGCAACUACAUUUGAGCAAAGCACAAAAGCAUACCAUACUAUGAAUAAAUUUCUAAGCUCAUUUAUUGAUCAUGUUCAUAAGGAAAUGGAUUACAUCAUAAAGGACAAAUUAUUAUUAGAAAGACUUCUUGGAAUGGAAUUUAUGGAACCAAUGGAAAAGAGCAUCUUUUACAAUGAUGAAGGUCAUUCUUUCAGCGAUAUUCUUUAUUAUGGCAAUGAAAGUACCCUUCUCAUCUUUGAUAUGCUGUUUUUUGCCAUUGUGGAUAUGGCUGCUCAGAAUUUCGUUUUAGCAGCUGUUCUUACAUAUUUACAACAAGAGAUUUUCAGGUUCAUUCGUAAUACAGUUGGGCAGAAGAAUUUAGCAUCCAAGACAUUAGUGGAUGAAAGAUUCCUGAUAUAAAUGAAAAAAAAAUUAAUGGACACUAAUGUUGCUCUGAAAAAGAAGUUAUGCAAAAGAAGAAUCUGUUUGCAGUAUUAUUUAAAUAUUAAUGUAUCCUACUUUUGUUAUGUGGCAUACUGGAAAAUCUAUUUUGUAUGAAUUAAAUAUUUCGGUACUUGUAGUAGUUCAUAAUGAAUACCAUGCCCUAGAGCAUUGAUAAAAUACCACAAAAUCCUAUUGUCAAUAUUACAAAAUAAAAUUUAUGUAUUAAUUUUGUAAUUUUAUACAAACUCAAAUUUGCUACUGCAAUAUUUCUGUUGUGGCUAUGUUGAACAUAUUUGCAUACGGUAUAAGUAACCUUUAUGGGUUUAUAAUUUUAUAGUCUCAUGAACUACUUGAUUUAGAAUAUGUAAAGUAUUUAAAUACCAUUUUUAAUGUUUCUGUAAUUUUAUAAAUUUCUAUAAACUUUUAUAAUUUUACUAUGUUAAAU
Protobothrops mucrosquamatus (brown spotted pit viper) is the source of this 1135-nucleotide messenger RNA. RefSeq names its product meckelin. NCBI's taxonomy places the organism in Eukaryota, Metazoa, Chordata, Lepidosauria, Squamata, Viperidae. Gene Ontology annotation, biological process: cilium assembly. Gene Ontology annotation, cellular component: MKS complex; ciliary transition zone. The record is from RefSeq and is a predicted model, not a curated record.